Messenger RNA from Schizophyllum commune H4-8, 745 nucleotides. RefSeq lists its product as uncharacterized. The record is from RefSeq and is a predicted model, not a curated record. Gene Ontology annotation, cellular component: ribonuclease P complex. NCBI's taxonomy places the organism in Eukaryota, Fungi, Basidiomycota, Agaricomycetes, Agaricales, Schizophyllaceae. The transcript has 5 exons. Gene Ontology annotation, biological process: tRNA 5'-leader removal. The coding region runs from base 99 to 554 and encodes 151 amino acids.
GGUUGAUACCUCCCUUCAUGUCCUUGUUCUCGAUUCGGCGUAGCGGCAGCUCUACUCGCUGAUUUCAGUCCUGAAAUUUCGAGGGACAAGUAUUCAGGAUGGUCAGAAUCAAGAACCGCUGGCUACUUGUAGAAUUCCUGCCCGUGGACGACGGCGCGCUGGUAUUAUCAGAGAAGACUAUAUGGGCUGCUGUAAAGCAGAGCGUGGUACAUAACUUUGGCGACGCGGGGUGGGGAGGCAUAGGCGUCUCCCUGUCUGUGAAAUACUACUCCCCCACCACACACAUGUGUAUACUCAAAGUCGGUCGAGAAUAUCACAAUACGGCAUGGGGCGCUGUGACAUUGCUCACGGCAAUCGACGGUCGACGUAUCGUCCCGCAUGUCGUACAUGUAUCUGGGACCAUAAAGCAUGCCCAGAUGGCCGCGGUAACACAUAACCGCGCCGUCGUUGCCCGCCUUCGCGCGCGAGCAAAUCGGUCGGCCUCCUAUCGCGACUCGUACGACGACUAUCUGGAGAACAGCGAGCGCGACAUCAACGCGUUGAAAGAUUACUAGUCCUCCUGCCUUGCAGUCAAACGUACCCGCGAGACAGCAAUGAAGACGAGUUUGUGGCACCAACACCCCAACGCAUUCUCAAGACCGCAUACGCUGCCGUACUCGUGCAGAUUUCUCAGUUGAAUUUGGUCCCACUCCUAGGACGUUGUCACACCACAACACUUCGCACCUUGCGUCCGGCGACCACCCGC